This is a messenger RNA of Aspergillus versicolor CBS 583.65, 1324 nucleotides long. Its product is annotated as actin-related protein 2/3 complex subunit 2. Bases 73 to 1035 code for a protein of 320 amino acids. Lineage: Eukaryota; Fungi; Ascomycota; Eurotiomycetes; Eurotiales; Aspergillaceae. Gene Ontology annotation, molecular function: actin filament binding; structural constituent of cytoskeleton. Gene Ontology annotation, biological process: actin filament polymerization; Arp2/3 complex-mediated actin nucleation. The record is from RefSeq and is a predicted model, not a curated record. The transcript is spliced from 5 exons. Gene Ontology annotation, cellular component: actin cytoskeleton; Arp2/3 protein complex.
UCCAUCUGCUAGGCAGAAGAGAGGAGAAGGAACUCAGAACUCUGGAAUCAAUUGGUUGCUGUGACCGUCACCAUGUUGUUACUUGACUAUGAAAAUGUUCUGAUUCGGUCACUCCUAACGGAGCGGUUUUCUGGAGCCCCGCCAGCAUCUAUCGACCAGAUUGUGUCGGACUUCGAUGGCGUGACAUUCCAUCUAUCUACCCCCGAGGCGAAAACAAAGAUCCUUAUCUCUAUCAACGUGAAAUGUUUCCGAGAACUGGUCCAAUAUGGUGCCCAGCAGGUCCUAGAAAGAGAAUACGGCCCUUACAUUGUUGCCCCCGAGCCGGGCUAUGAUUUCUCGGUUUUAAUCGACUUGGAAGACCUCCCCGAUGAUCAGACGGCGAGAGAGGACCUUGUCAUGCGGUUGGCUUUAAUGAAGCGCAACGCAAUGGCUGCCCCGUUCGAGAAGGCUUUCGAUGAGUUCGCGCAGCUAGCGGAGGAGGCGUCAAGGUAUACCUCCGAAUCGGCGCCCGCUGGACUUGAAGAGGGUGGAGAGGUCAUGACGAUCCAUUAUCGGGAGGAAGAAGCUAUCCACAUCAAGGCUAGCCAUGACCGAGUGACUGUCAUUUUUAGUACAGUCUUCCGAGAGGAGACAGACCGCAUCUUUGGCAAGGUUUUCUUGCAAGAAUUCGUCGAUGCCCGGCGACGUGUGUUGACCCUGCAAAAUGCACCCCAAGUUCUUUUCAAGAACGAUCCUCCUUUGGAGCUGGCAAAUGUACCAGGCCUCCAGGACGCUGGCGACGGUAAAGUCAGCUACAUUACCUUUGUUCUUUUCCCUCGUCAUUUGACUCCCCAACGACGCCACGAAAACAUUUCUCACAUCCAGACCUUCCGCGACUACUUCCACUACCACAUCAAAGCAUCAAAGGCGUACAUCCACACUAGAAUGCGCAAGCGGACCGCCGAUUUCCUCCAGGUCCUUAACCGAGCGAGACCUGAGAAUGAGGAGCGAGAAAGGAAGACUGCGAGCGGACGUACUUUCAGAGUUCAGGGAUAAGAGUGGAUUGCAGGGAUUGCCUUUGUUUGAUUGUACAUUGCAGGCUGAAGCACAGAAACGGGGCAUCCUGACAUGACCAACGAACCAUGAGCUUUUCGCAAUAUCUGUAGGCUGCGAUAAUAACGAGUGUUUUCUAGCUUCCGCUUCCCUGAGAUGAGACGUAGGACUAAUCAAUUGGAAGAGUAUGUUGUGAUGGAAAGUAUCGAACAGGGGUCGACAGGAAAUGAUGAGCCCAAAACAUUAUGUAGUACAGCAUCGAUACCAAAUCGAUUCCUGCAUUCGACUUAAG